This is a messenger RNA of Meloidogyne enterolobii, 396 nucleotides long. NCBI's taxonomy places the organism in Eukaryota, Metazoa, Nematoda, Chromadorea, Rhabditida, Meloidogynidae. The record is from the annotation of a GenBank genome assembly.
AUGUCUUCAACAUAUCUGGGAAAAUAUGAUUUUUCUUCAUCUUCAAAUCAAUCACACUUUGACGGAGUAUUUGAAUUUACUAUUAAUGAAAUUGGCAGAUUAACUAAUCAACAAUUAAAAGUCCGCCAUCGCCCUACUCCAAAACCAGGCCUAACUGGCCUGAGCAACAAGAUUAAUUCAUGUUUCAUCAAUGCAGUAAUGCAGUGUUUAUUCAACACAAACAAAUUCGUCCAUUUAUUCGAAGGAAGAUCCAUUCGCAAGCAUGUUAAUCUUACAAAUAUGGGAAAAUCAAAAGGAGCAUUGUCUGCUUGUCUAUCGGCUUAUAUUAAUGCCUACUGGAGUUCAGAAUACUCUUAUCUAAAUACAAACACAUUCUUGGUAGAGGAAAUUAAUUAA